Messenger RNA from Sinocyclocheilus anshuiensis, 4132 nucleotides. RefSeq names its product solute carrier family 4 member 3 (gene slc4a3). Gene Ontology annotation, molecular function: solute:inorganic anion antiporter activity; monoatomic anion transmembrane transporter activity. The record is from RefSeq and is a predicted model, not a curated record. The transcript is spliced from 18 exons. Gene Ontology annotation, biological process: transmembrane transport; regulation of intracellular pH; monoatomic anion transport. Lineage: Eukaryota; Metazoa; Chordata; Actinopteri; Cypriniformes; Cyprinidae. Bases 417 to 3506 code for a protein of 1029 amino acids. Gene Ontology annotation, cellular component: plasma membrane.
UGUGCGAGACCUCAAAAGUAGUUCAGUUGGAUCAACAUUUCCUCUGGAUUGUCAGCCAAUUUCAGUGUUCCCUGCUGUUUGCUUGCGUACAAGCGGACACGUCUCACAGAACCACUGCUCAUCUGUUUGGAAACCCUGAGGCCAGAAACUAUUUUCUCAUCAGGCAUCCAGGUGGAUAUUACAAGCUCUCUAUGGAUUGAGGGCCCAGCUGAGAGAUUAUCUUUUUCCUUCUUUCUUCUUGGACAAAAUUGGAUUGCAAACAAGAUUAAUUGCACGAUUCAUGGUCAUUCCAUAGUUCUUACUUCCAGGAUCCAUUCCUAAAACCCUGAAGAUUGGACUGGGAUGCAGUAAAAACUAAUUUUGCAUCAGUUUUUUGAGUUCUACAUUAUUGACGGGAGAAGGUACAAAAUAGCGGCAUGAAAGAGGGUUGCAUCCUGGAUGAUCCGGAGGUACCAGGUGUGGAGAUGACAGACGUGGGGAAGGAGAAGGAUACGAGCGGCGGUUCCGAUGUGGACUCUGGAAAGGGGUGUUAUGGGGAUCAGGAAAACCCUCUGGGGAGCUUCGCCGUGGACGGCUUUGAGGAGUUUGUGCUGGAUUUUGAUGAUUAUGACCUUCUGGAGUCCAUCCACUCGCACCUUGGCUCCUCAGUCGAACCGAUCCGUCACCGUUUUGAGGACAAUCCUGGGGUUAGACGUCACCUCGUCAAGAAAUCAUCACGCUGUCAAUUACCACGAACCAGCAAUAGCUCUCCUCCUCUGUCCAGCCUGAAGAGGAGGAAGAGGAUGGACAAGAAAACUCAUGAGGUGUUUGUGGAGCUCAAUGAGCUGAUAGUGGAUAAGAACCAGGAGAUGCGCUGGAAAGAGACGGCGCGUUGGAUCAAGUUUGAGGAAGACGUGGAGGCAGAGACGGAUCGCUGGGGUAAACCACAUGUGGCCUCACUGUCCUUCCGUAGCCUGCUGGAGCUCCGCAGGACCAUCACACAUGGUGCCAUAAUGCUAGAUCUGGAUCAAACCACACUCCCUGGCAUCGCCCACUUGCUGGUGGAAACCAUGAUAAUCUCGGACCAGAUCAGAGAAGAAGACCGAGCCAACGUGCUGCGAGCCCUGCUGCUCAAACACAGUCACCCCAAUGAUGAGAAAGAAGGCCUUUUCCAUCGGAACCACUCUGUCACCAGUCUGGGCGGCUUCCGUCACAACCACAAUCACAUUCACGACACCAGCCUGCCCCUGGUGUCCCAGGACCACGAGGAGAUGCACGACAGCAAAGCGGCAGAACAUGACAAAGAGAAAAACCUCCACCCUGUCCCAGCUGAGGGACACGCUGCCGCCAGAUCUAUGAAACUCCUGGCAAAGAUUCCCAAGGAUGCCGAGGCCACUGUGGUCUUAGUGGGGUGUGUGGAGUUCUUAGAGAAGCCUGCGAUGGCCUUUGUCCGGCUCAACGAGGCUGUGCUGCUGGAGUCCGUUCUGGAAGUCCCCGUUCCCGUUCGGUUCAUCUUUGUGCUGCUGGGCCCCACGCAGACCAACAUGGACUAUCAUGAGAUUGGACGCUCCUUCUCCACCCUCAUGUCCGAUAAGAACUUCCACGAGGUAGUGUACUUUGCUGAUGAUCGACAGGACCUGCUUAAUGGCAUCAACGAGUUCUUAGACUGCAGUAUUGUAAUUCCACCAUCAGACGUUGAGGGAAAAGACCUGCUGAAGACCGUGGCCUCCUUCCAGAAACAGAUGCUACGUAAGCGCAAGGAGAGGGAGCUAAAGAAAUGCGGCAGUAUUGUGACAGGAGCUGAGCAGGAGACCAAAGAUGUAAGUACGGAUGAACAGGAGGAGGAGGAUCAGUUUGAUGUUGAUCCUCUCAAGCGCUCUGGUAUUCCCUUUGGGGGUCUGAUUCACGAUAUUCGCCGCCGUUAUCCACGCUACAUAAGCGACCUGAAGGAUGCCAUGGACACACAAUGUAUUGCUGCUGUCAUUUUCAUUUAUUUUGCUGCUCUUUCGCCCACUAUCACCUUUGGAGGUUUAUUAGGUGAGAAGACACAAGGCAUGAUGGGGGUCUCUGAGCUCAUCAUCUCCACGGCGACAGUGGGAGUGCUGUUCUCCCUGCUAGCAGGACAGCCUUUGCUCAUAAUUGGCUUCUCUGGACCACUUUUGGUCUUUGAGGAGGCUUUUUAUAAGUUCUGCCAGGCGCAGGGCUUCGAAUAUCUCACAGGCCGAGUGUGGAUCGGGUUCUGGCUCAUCUUCAUUGUCCUAGUGAUCGUGGCAGCUGAGGGAAGCUUCCUCGUGCGAUACAUCUCUCCAUUCACCCAGGAGAUCUUUGCAUUUCUCAUCUCUCUCAUCUUCAUCUAUGAAACCUUCUCUAAGCUAAUUAAGGUGUUUCAAGAGCACCCUCUGAUGAAGAGCUACCCUACAGCUCCUGUACUGCCUGCCUUCAAACCCAUAGACCCUCAAGGGCAUAGUGUGAUUGGGGAACCCAUCCUCAACCAGCCCAACACAGCCCUGCUGUCCUUAGUGCUCAUGAUGGGAACCUUCUUUGUGGCCUUCUUUCUGCGAAAAUUUCGUAACAGCAGAUUCCUUGGUGGAAAGGCCAGACGAAUCAUUGGUGAUUUCGGGAUUCCUAUCUCUAUACUCAUCUCCGUGCUGGUGGACUGCAUCAUCCCUGAGACAUACACACAGAAGCUGAACGUCCCUUCUGGUUUCUCGGUCACAUCUCCGGACAAACGGAGCUGGUUUAUCAGCCCCUUUGGAGAUAAACAGCCUUUCCCUGUUUGGAUGAUGGGGGCCUCAGUGAUCCCGGCCCUGCUGGUUUUUAUCCUCAUAUUCAUGGAGACUCAAAUCACCACCUUGAUAGUAAGCAAGAAGGAGCGACAUUUGGUCAAGGGUUCUGGCUUUCAUCUGGACCUGCUUCUGAUAGUGACUUUAGGAGCUAUCUGCCCGCUCUUCGGUCUGCCCUGGCUGACUGCCGCCACUGUGCGCUCGGUGACUCACGUGAAUGCACUGACAGUCAUGAGCAAAGCCAUUGCCCCUGGAGAGAAGCCCAUGAUCCAUGAAGUUAAAGAGCAGAGGGUGACAGGGAUGUGUGUGUCUAUCCUAGUGGGGUUGUCUAUAGUGAUGACAGAUGUGCUGCGUCAUAUUCCUCUGGCUGUGCUGUUUGGGAUAUUCCUGUACAUGGGCGUCACGUCUCUUACUGGUAUCCAGCUUUAUGAGCGAAUCACACUCAUGGUCACACCUGCUAAACAUCACCCUGACCACAUCUAUGUUACCAAGGUGAAGACAUGGCGUAUGAACAUGUUUACCAUCAUUCAGUUGCUGUGUAUCGCCCUGCUGUGGGUGGUGAAGUCGACAGUAGCCUCUCUGGCCUUUCCCUUCAUCCUAAUCAUGACCGUACCUCUGCGUAGACUCAUCCUGACCAGGAUCUUUGAGGAGAGAGAGCUUGCAGCGUUGGAUACUGAUGAGGAUUCGCCCAAUUUUGAUGAAGAUGGACGGGAUGAGUACAACGAGAUUCACAUGCUUGUCUAGUCACACGGCUCGCCUCUUCUUCACUGACCAAUCGAAUGCAGGUCUCUGGAUAAUGGGAAAGAUGUACGGAAUGGGAAGAACGCCGAUGCACUGCCCUCUUUCAGAAUUAUUUCACGUGUACUUUAAAAUUUUCUAAACCUCCGUUCUAAAAAGAACCACAGAUAAUGUUCUGGAUACUAUUUUCCUUUUUCUUCAAAAUGUGGCCUACAUGUUUGUCUGCUGCUGCCCAGUGACCUUUGAAUAUGAGAUUAGAUACAACCCGUGCACCUUAGACCUCCCAAAGUGCAAUGAUGGUGAGACUAAUCCAAUAGGUUGGUUCUUACACCUCCUAUUCACCCCAUCCCAAUGCACUGCACCCAUGCAGUCCAGACCUACUGCCUGUAGAUCUUAGUUGCCUUGUACUUUACUGUAGGCACUGACCACAGAGUCUGAAUAUUACAGUAGCACGACCUCUCAGUGCCCUUAGAGUGGUCGGUUCCUUUGCUGUGCUUGAAAACAGUAGUGCAGUCCCUUUAGACGUACUUUAUGCAGUAGUGAUAUUAUUUUGAUCGAUGUAUGCAGUAGUUACAAUACAUUUAAAGGUGCUAUAAGUGAUUUUUAAAAAAUGGAAUAGCAUGCAGAAAAUA